AUGGCGUCAGAAUUUGUGCCUAAGACACCUGAAAUUGGUUCCUUGACCGCUCACUCAAACGAGGACAGCCAGUUCGUCGGCAGCUCUAGCGGCGUCUACUUCAUAAAGACAGUCAAACGUGCAUUCAACGACAUAGAUGGCCUAGACUCAUCCGAAUCCAAUUUCCCCACAGCAGAGGAAACACUGGUAGGCGUCGAGGACUCACCUCGCGAAAAACGCCAGCGCACCUCAUCUGUCAGGGACACGGCCUCAUCCGCGGAUGCAGUCGAAUCUCCCACCGAAUGGACGUACGACCCAUCAUUGAUCGGGUCCAUGGGCAAUCUCCCACCCCCAGAAGUAGCGAAGAACCUGAUGAUGAUGUACUUCAAAGUAUGGCACCCUCUAUUUCCAUUUUUGCACGGUCCCACCUUCCUGCAGGCGAUGGAGAAGAUCUAUGCCCGGGGUACGAAUCAGAGCCAGCAUGCGCAGAGAUCAUGCAUUGAUCACCGCAGUACAUGUUGGACAACCAUUCUUCAAUGUGUCUUCAACCUCGGCAGCCUGCUAGCCCCGGAUCUCAAUCUCCCACCUGAAUCAAAGAUCCAAUCACCCAACAGCAUCAACUCUCUGCUUGGGACUCUUUCGUCGCGACAUGAUAUUGUGUCACUGCAAGCGCUUCUGGCUAUCCAAGUCUACCUUGUGGCGAAGAUGUCACUUCGUCAAGCAUCAACUGUCGGCGGAUGUAUUCUACGAUCUAUGCUCCAUGCAGGUCUCCACCGGUGUCCCUUUCGAUACAAGCAACUUUCCACACACGACAGGCAGCUGCGUAAGCGAAUAUUUUGGUGUGCGUACGCGAUCGAUAGAUACUUGAGCCAGGCCCUAGGGCUACCGCUCGGUAUACAAGAUUCUGAUAUUGAUGUGUGUCUUCCUGCUGCUCCUGAGAUGCAUUCACCCCGCGCUCAGACGACUCAAGCUGCGAACAGAAAGGCGCUGGUCUCAGUGUCUACGGAAAAAAGUCAUACACGUGAGCAGUCAGAACUUGCGAGUGGUGGCCAUGCUCGAUUAAAUCUGGCGAAUCUGGCGACACGACAUGGUGAUAAAGAAGACAUCGGAAAAGAGGGUAUUCUCGCCAGCUAUGUGGACUCUGGGACCCUCACCGGGCGGGCAUUGGAGCUCUUCCACAAAUCCAUCUUGGUACGAUCUGUCCGUCGCAGUUCUGUUCUGUUCUUGGUCACAGACGUCCACAAAUGGUGGAAUGGCCUUCCAUUAGAGCUCCAACAAAAGCCAGUGGCAUUUGAGCAGCGGAGGGGGCCGGCGAUGGCUGAUAAUGCAUUUGAUUUUGGUCCCUUCUUCAGUGUGCUAUAUCAACAUCUCAUUCUGAUAAUUCAUCGACCUUCGCUUUCGCUGGAUCCAUCAACUGCGGAGUUCUGCUCCGGACUGCAAACUUGUAUCGGGGCUGCUCGGUCUAUUCUUUCUGCACUCAGAUUGCAAGUUGACAGCCAUCAGGCUCUAUUCUGGCCUGGAUUUCUGUCGGCGGCGUGGAUGUCCGGGCUAGUUUUGGCUUUGGCUUGUCAACUCAAGCAGUACGUGUUGACCAAGGGUCUCCAGGAGAUUGAUGAGAUCUCAAAAUUUUUACACCUGAUGUCUCCUCAAUGGGAGACAGCCAAACACUGCCACAUGUCGCUUUCAGUGUUGGCCGCCAAAAUCCAACAACCAGGCAGCAGUUCCGAUCCAUCAGCGAACUCACAGGCCUAUGCGACGAGAGGAUCCGAAGGUAGCCCGGACCUUGUGGAUUCUUUAAAUGCACGCGAAGAGAGUCGACGACGGCUCGAGUUGUCGCCUUUGCCAGAAGGCCGCCACACGCCUACAGAUGGGUCCAACCCUGAAUAUCGGAGUCAUCAAGCAAUUGAUUCAAAUAUAGAUGAUACAUGGAGGGGACAGGAUACUGCAUGGGGUCAGUCGACUAAGCUACUAAACAUGAACGAACACGCCCCUCUCGCUGAUACACCCUCGUCUCUACAAAUGGAUUCCCAGAACACGGAUCCACCUCACUUUGAAGGGAUCCCGAACUUUGACUUGAAUAUGGUGGAUUUGAUCCAGGGAGCUAAUUUCGAUACCUUGUUUGAUCUGAUCGGACAGCAAUAUCCAAGCUUCUGA
Messenger RNA from Penicillium soppii, 2133 nucleotides. RefSeq names its product transcription factor domain-containing protein. Gene Ontology annotation, biological process: DNA-templated transcription. The record is from RefSeq and is a predicted model, not a curated record. The transcript is spliced from 2 exons. Lineage: Eukaryota; Fungi; Ascomycota; Eurotiomycetes; Eurotiales; Aspergillaceae. Gene Ontology annotation, molecular function: zinc ion binding; DNA binding. The coding region runs from base 1 to 2133 and encodes 710 amino acids.